ACAACUGCACAAAGAAGAUGGAAAUCCAGUGUGUUAUCUUUCAAAAAAACUAGAAGAAGAAAUAAACAAGAAGCUAAACUUCCACAUCAUUAAAGAUGUCCAGGAUCCUACAUUAAGGAAUCCCUCUUCCUGCCAAUGUCAGACUCUAGACAACACGAGUGAGGAUGAACAAAAAGAAAAAUUAUUCACAUUGGGGGCACCACAACAGAAUAAUCAUCAGAGUUUCCCCGAGGAAUUACUACUGGAUCACCCAACCUUAUGUACACUUCAAAGACUUGUGGAUGUUCCUGUUACAUUGGAGUGUCUUCCAGUCAUGCAUCAUAUGAUUGGGUGUAUUCCCUCAACUAGCAAUUCAUUGCAGAUAGAACAGCUCUUUGAAAAAGUAAAUAAAUUCAUAAGUGAUAGAUCAAAAGGAUCAUGCAAACUUGAAGUAGCAGAUACUCAAAUUUAUAUAAAAACAGAGCGUGCAAAUGAGAAUAUCUCUCAGGAAAUAGGACAUGUAUUAUCACAUACCAAAGGUGACACAGUAUAUGACUCAUUCUCUUUGAAUCUGGAUAAAUUAGCUGUUCUGUUAUUCCAACUGCCAAAUAUCCGAUUACUAUGGUCACUAGACAGUCGAGUUGUGGAGGUUUAUCAGAGGAUGCUGAAUUCUGACCCCCCACUUCUCCUCCCAACCAUAAGUCUCUACCCCCUCCUAUUCUCCCAUGAUAUCAGUUUCUGGGAGAACUCCCAGCUUCCAUUCAAUGAACCUGAUUUUUUAUCUGUGAUACGAGAAGUUUGUGGAGAUCUUGUUGUGUGUGUAGAACUCCUGGACAGAUUCCACAGUGUAGAACUGAACAAAGUCAGCCGGUGCUAUCGCCUGCAAUUCCAGGCUUAUGACAGAGCCCUAAGUUACGAAACUUCCUGGAAACUCCAAAGUCACCUUAGACUGUGUGUAGCAAGUGCAAUGAAGGUGGAACUCAGGUGAACAAAGUCAGCAGGUGCUAUCACCUGCAGUUCCAGGCUUAUGACAGAGCUCUGUUACUUGGAGGAUACUCCAGUCAACUUAGCCUGUGUGUAGCGAGUGUAAUGAAAGUGGAGCUCUGGUUGUUACUACUUGAAAACGUAUGCAAGUUACCAUGAGUAUUAAAUCAUGGAGGAAAAAAUAUCUAAAUGAGACUUAUUCCAAAUGUGCUUUUUUAAAAAAUAUGUAGCAGAGCUUACAAGAA
Messenger RNA from Saccostrea cuccullata (small rock oyster), 1208 nucleotides. RefSeq lists its product as uncharacterized. The record is from RefSeq and is a predicted model, not a curated record. NCBI's taxonomy places the organism in Eukaryota, Metazoa, Mollusca, Bivalvia, Ostreida, Ostreidae. The annotation marks the transcript as partial. The transcript has a single exon.